This is a messenger RNA of Hydra vulgaris (swiftwater hydra), 2589 nucleotides long. Its product is annotated as zinc finger BED domain-containing protein 6-like. Gene Ontology annotation, cellular component: nucleus. Gene Ontology annotation, biological process: regulation of transcription by RNA polymerase II. Gene Ontology annotation, molecular function: protein dimerization activity. The record is from RefSeq and is a predicted model, not a curated record. NCBI's taxonomy places the organism in Eukaryota, Metazoa, Cnidaria, Hydrozoa, Anthoathecata, Hydridae.
AUAUGGAUUGUAUUUUGAAGGACAAAAGAUUUACUUUAAAAAAUUUUGAAUCCUGGUACUUUACUGAUGCUUUUCUAAUUAAAACUAUCACAGAAAAAGAGAAGACUUACGUUAUUAAAAUCAAAUGUAAGUUAUGUGAUCUUCAUGAAAAUAAAAUAUUACCCAAAACCAAUGGUGCCCUAAGGACAGCUGCCCUACGGUUUGUAAAUGACACAAUUCAUGUUAAAAUAUUUUAACAUCUUACUAUAUUUUAUUUAAGUUGGUAUAGAGGUCAAAGCCGCCGCUAUUAGCGAAAAGCCGCCGCCACUUGUACCUACUUUUUACAGCCGCCACUUUUGCGAUAUUAGCAACUACUAAGCCGCCAAUCGAACAAUAUAUUCAGCUGCAGCCGAUUUCAAAGUCACUAUUGUUGGAUGGAAGAAAAAAAAGAAGAGUUUAAUAACCCAAAGUUCGCUUGUAUAACUUAAAAGCAGCAAGAUAUUUGGAGAAUCUUUUUUUGUGUGUGCAGCUUUUUGAUUUGCUAUUUAAAUUUUCUCUAAGAUGAAAUAGUAACGACACACUCCUCCUUUAUAUAAGUACAUCAACGGCCGCCACUUGUUUCAUAUUUUAAAUAUUCUUGGCUUAUAAUGAUUUUUUAUCGCUCUAACAUUUUUCAACUUAAAUUAGCCGAAUUAAACACAAACAGAGUUUUACUAUUACUUAGUAAUGGAUCAAGAAGAAUCUCGAAUUUCACAUAACAGUUCUUUAAAAUACUUGAACAUCAAACUGUGCAGCUCAUUUAAAAAAACAACCAUAGAUUGAUCAUUAGUAUGGAAAUACUAUGGUCAAAUAUUGACACAAAAUUGUAAAGUUAUCGGCGAUGAACAUUAUUACUGUAGCGAAUGUUUUUUGAUAGAAAAAAAAAAAUUUGAGUCCUCAGGUGCAGGCCAUUUAUCGAAAAUUCACAAGGUUAAGAUUUCCACAUCAAGCAGUAAUUUGAAAAAUCAUCUAUUUCUUGUUCACAAAGUAGUAACAGACAAACCGGCCGUUGAAGUGAAAAAUGAUCAAAUUUUACGUAGAUGGUGCAGUAGCUCUAUAGCUAGUUCAUCAAAAUAUGAUAUAAGUCGUGAUCUUGUCCUUUGGUUUUCUACAGAUCUGCUACCAUUUUCUCAUGUUGAUAAUGAAAGGUUUAAAAAGUUUUUUGAAAAAAACAUUGGGUUAAAACUUCCCACAGGUUCUGCUGUGAGUCAAGUAGCAUUACCUGAUAUGUACAAAUCUUUAAGGCGAUCAAUAUUGGAAAGUUUAAAAGAUAUUGCAGCAACAAUAUUAUUUGAUGGUUGGACUGACAAGCACAAAAAAAUUAAUUAUAUGGGUCUGAAGUGUUCCAUUAUUAAUGAAAACUGGCAUAAAAAAUUUUUUACCUUGGCUUGUUUGCCUUUAGAAAGUCAUACAGGUAAAAGUUGUCAUAAUUUUAUCAAAGACAUGGUUCAAGAAUUUUUUCAGAGGCGUUGUAGAGAUAUGAGGCUACAUACUGUACACGACGGUGCAGCGAAUACGAUGAAAACAUCUAAACUUUUAGGCUGAACUGAAGUAAAAGACAUUGAUGAUUUAGAGCAGCAAUUUCCCAUUCAAAUUUAUGAUGAAGCAAACAUGAUUGAUGCAAAUAAUUUAGAUAUUGCUUGUAAAGAAAAAUUUGAUGAUAAUUUUAUAAAAAGACACCAUAGAAGUCUGAAACAGCAAAUACGCACAAGAUGGAACAGUGCUCUCUUUAUGAUAGAAUCAAUUAACCAAUUAUUAGAUCCUGUAGAAAUUUUACUCAAGAAAUGUGGUAGACAAGACCUUUGUUUAGAUAAUGAAGAACAAGCCUUGAUUUCAGAAUUGGUUAAAUUUUUAAAACCAUUUGAAUCAUUAACCUGUGUGGUCAGUGCUGGAAAUUCGCUUUCUAUUUUGCCAUUAGUUAAACACAAAAUACUAAAACUACUUUCAAUUAAUUCUUGUGAUUUGAAUGAAAUAAAAAAGCUAAAGGAAUGUUGCUCUAAAAAAAUUGACCAAAGACUUAAGUUAUCAACUUCUGCAAAACUAUGCUGUUUUUUAGAUCCAGCCACAAAAAUUUUAUAUACAACAGAUGAAAUAAAGGAAAGUUUGUUGGAGAAUGCAUUAAACAUAAAAGUGACCCAAUUAGAUUUAAUUCAAGUUAUAUCAGAGUCAGAAAAUGAUAAAGAUUCAAAAUCAGGUCCUAGUGCUAAGCGACAACUACUUCAAGAGAUGAAGAAAAGUGUUACUUCUGCAGAAAAAAAUUAUCAAAUUGAUUCGGAAGUAGAGCAAUUUAUAUCUCAUAUACUUACGACAGAUGAAGAACUGGAUUGUUUAUUGUUUUGGCGAAAUCAUCAUGCAAAGUAUCCACACUUAGCAGUGCUUGCAAAAGAGUAUUUUAGCAUACCAACCUCGAGUGUAUCAGUGGAAUCCAUGUUUUCAUUAACUGGAUUGAUUUUGAACUCAAGAAGAAGCAAUUUAAGUUCUUCCAAUAUGAACAUGACUAUCUUUAUUCAUGACAAUAUCAGUCUUAUUUGAUUUUUAACUUUAAUUGAAAAAAAAUAAUUUAAACUUAAA